Messenger RNA from Camellia sinensis, 1821 nucleotides. Its product is annotated as Glycosyl hydrolase superfamily protein. NCBI's taxonomy places the organism in Eukaryota, Viridiplantae, Streptophyta, Magnoliopsida, Ericales, Theaceae. Gene Ontology annotation, molecular function: hydrolase activity, hydrolyzing O-glycosyl compounds. Gene Ontology annotation, biological process: carbohydrate metabolic process. The record is from RefSeq and is a predicted model, not a curated record.
UGUCUAUAUAUAGCAAGAUGGAGCGGCCAUGGUGGCUGUGAUUUAGGGGAUCGCGGAGGUCGAAACGGCGUUGAAUCAGUGAGCAGCAAAGCAAUGGCUUCGAAGCUCCAUUCUAUCUUCUCUAUGCUUCUUUUGCUUCUCACUCUAUCUGAUUCAAUAGUUCCAAUUGUCAGCCUUGGAGUUGGAAUUAACUAUGGCCAAAUUGCAAACAAUCUUCCCUCUCCCAGCCGUGUUGCGAACCUCCUCGGAUCCCUCAACAUCAGCAGAGUAAAACUUUACGACGCUGAUCCAAACGUAUUAAGCGCAUUUGCCAAUUCAAAUAUCGAUUUUAUCAUUGGACUUGGCAAUGAGUAUCUUUUAAAUAUGACUGACCCUUUAAAAGCUCAAAACUGGAUUGAACUGAAUGUUCAACCCUUCAUUAGCCAUACCAAAAUCAGUUGCAUCACUGUUGGAAAUGAGAUCUUAACGGGCAAUGAUACUCAAUUAAAGUCUUAUCUUCUCCCGGCAAUGCAAACCGUUUAUGGAGCUCUCCAAAAUCUUGGGCUAAGCAAACAAGUCUAUGUGACAACCGCCCAUUCCCUAGGAAUCUUAGGCAAUUCCUUCCCUCCUUCCUCAGGAACUUUCCGGCCAGAUCUUGCUGAAUACAUUGAGCCCAUUCUCAACUUCCAUUCUCUAGCCAACUCACCAUUUCUCAUAAACGCAUACCCAUUUUUUGCAUACAAAGAUAACCCAGGUCAGGUUCCAUUGGAUUAUGUACUUUUCCAGCCUAACUCGGGGACAAUUGAUCCUGUUACAAAUUUGACCUAUAAUAAUAUGUUAUAUGCUCAAAUUGAUGCUGUUUACUCAUCAAUGAAAGCAAUGGGGCAUACGGAUGUUGAGGUCAAGAUUUCUGAGACAGGUUGGCCUUCUAAAGGGGAUCCUGAUGAAGCAGGAGCCACACUACAGAAUGCAGAGUUAUAUAACGGUAAUUUGUUGCGUUUGAUAGAGGAGAGGCAAGGUACUCCAGCAAACCCAUCAGUACCAAUCGAUGUAUAUGUUUUUGCACUUUUCAAUGAGGAUUUAAAGCCUGGUCCGGCAUCAGAGAGGAACUAUGGGCUGUACUAUCCUAAUGGUACCCCUGUUUAUAAUAUUGGGUUACAGGGUAACCUUCCACAGAUGAUUAUAAAUUCAGCUCCCAAGAUAAAUGCCUUGUCUAUUUUAAAUCUUUUGAUUUUUACCAUAGCAAGCUUAAUCUGUGCUUGAAAGCCACAAAUUCAUUGUCACUAAAUUGAGGGGGAGGGAAUGAUAAAGAAGAAAGGAGGGCUCUUGGGCAUCAUUGAUAUUUUCUCCCCAUAGAUCACAGGGAGAUCUUAAGGGAGUCAGUCAAUCAUGGGAGAACUUUCAUUACCGUCAUUUUGUGUUACGUAAUGCUAAAUUUUGCUUCCCACCAGUGGAUCAGGGAAAUUAUGUACUUGUACUUCACCGGAUUCAUUAUAGAUGAAAACAAUUACUUACCAAACCUCCUUUAAAGGUAAUUCAUUGAGAAAAUAGAAAUAGAUAAAUAUUUUUUGACAAUAAUGUGAAAUUAUGGGCAGUUGAACAAUAAUAAGUGGGGAAUACUAUUCUUUAACAAACAUUUAAUAAUGGAUUAGCUUAGUGCAACAGAUUUUACAUUUGGUUAUAUGAUUGUCUUGAGGGGUGUCACCUGCUACAACUUUGUAACUUAAAUCAUUUAUUAGCUAGCAAAUACUUGUAAAAGCGUAUAUUGUUUCGCUCUCGUGUUACCUACUCUUAUCUUUCUUAUUUUUCAUUAAUUUAACGAAUUAAAAAAUUACCUGCAAA